UGUACAUAUAAAGAAUAUCAUCGCGUAAUAAGCUGCAAUACGUUUCGUCUGGAUCGCAAUUGUCGAUUUGAAUUUAGGUAAAAAGCACUUAAAAUAAUCGGAUAUGAUCGAUAAGUGCUAUGACCGUGUACGAUAUAAGCGUAGAUUGGAAUCAGUAAACACGAUCAUCGGAUCAACACCAAGCAAGCAUAUACAUACAUAACAAGUGUAUCUACAGAAAUGGCAUUCUUUGGUUGGAAGGGAAGCAGUCGUUCUGAAAAUACUGAACAACACACAGGACGCAACUUACAGGAUGGCCUCUUUCAAAUUGCCUCUCAAGCUUGCCACAUCUUGGUGCAAGUGAACAAUACGCACAAUGUUUCUUACGGUGGUAGCAACAAUGUAAGAAAUAUCGCAUACUCCAAAUGUUCGACGAAAGAUGAAGAUGCGAUCAAUUUCGCGGAUUCUACUAUAAGCAGAGGAUCUGUCUCUACGAUUAAAUCCUAUUCAAAAUAUGCGAAAGAACGGGUCAAAGAUCAAGACGUGGUUGUUUUAUUACCGCACCGUAGGAACAGGACGGCGCUCAUAAAGCACAAAUUAUCUACAGUUUCCGAAAACGCACGGUUGGAAGUAAAUCCCUCGAGUUGUAGCAGUGUCGGUGGUGUCGGUGGUGUCGGCUCCACCGCCAGCGUCAGCGCUGCCAACAACAGUACCGUUGUUCCUGAUGACGAUUUCGAAUUAUGGGAUCAGUCUGGGUUUAUGCUGAGAAACGACGCCGAUGAUUCGUUUACAAAUGGAAAAUGGGGAGGAGCACAAGGAUGGUGUAGACCCAGUUGCAUUCCGAUCACAGUCAUCUUAAUUUUGAUAGUGUUGGUCGUUUUGUUACCUUUGUUGGAUCAUGCCGCGGACAAGUAUGCGUCAAACAGUACUAAAUUUGGUUUUGAUUCAAGUUGCAUGGACGGGUGCAAUUUAUCGUUCGUAGAAAGUUUACCGGUUGGCAUGAACUACACGGACGACAAUGUGUUUCUUCAAAGUACGUACAAUUCUUGGGUGGAAUUGAUAUCAUUGGCGCACGAAAAGAUCGAGAUAGCUUCGCUUUAUUGGACUUUGAGGAGGGAAGAUGUAUAUCCGGACGAUAGCGCGAAACAGGGCGAGGAUAUCUUUCGUUUGCUUCUCGAAGCCGGUAAAGAUCGCAACAUUCUUCUACAUAUAGCGCAAAAUAUGCCAUCGCAAGCAAGACCAAACAUUGAUACGGAAAUUUUGGCGAAAAAGGCAAACGCUAAGGUAAGGAGUUUAAACUUUGCGGGACUGUUCGGAGGAGGUGUAUUGCACACAAAGUUAUGGCUCGUCGACAGAAUGCACGUGUACGUCGGUUCGAGUUCGCUCUCGCAAGUGAAAGAACUCGGCCUAGUCGCUUUGAACUGCAGUUGUCUGGCAAACGAUUACGCUAAGAUUUUCGAUAUUUACUGGACGGUGGCGGAGAACGGUAAAAUACCGCCCGUUUGGCCAGACUCGGUCGAUACAAACGUCAAUUUAAAUAAUCCAAUCAACUUUACGUUUAUGGACAAUAGGUAUCGAACGUUCGUUGCGAGUGCACCGCCACCGUUCUCGCCAACGGGUAGAACGGACGAUAUUAAUGCUAUACUCUAUUGCAUAGAGAAAGCAGAGAAAUUUAUUUACAUCGCGGUAAUGGAUUAUUUCCCUUUGAUGAUAUACACCCCUAAAAUCAAGUAUUGGCCGAUAAUAGACGACGCUUUGAGAACCGCGGCCAUCGAACGAAAAAUUCAAGUACGGUUAUUGAUCUCUUCUUGGAAGCAUUCACGUGAAUCUGAAGUUUCUUUCUUAAGGUCGUUGGUCGAGUUAACCGGCAGUUACCCAGGCGUUAAAAUUGAAGUGAGAAGAUUCAUAGUUCCUACAAACCCAGAUUUCAAUAGGAUACCGUUUUCGAGGGUGAAUCACAAUAAGUAUAUGGUGACCGACAUUGCCGCGUAUAUAGGAACUAGCAAUUGGUCUGGAGAUUAUUUUACAAACACUGCAGGUGUAGGGACCGUAUUCGAAAGUAUCGGCGAUCAAACUUCGAGUAAUCUCAGGCAGCAACUGGAAAACAUUUUUCAUCGUGACUGGUACUCUGAAUAUUCUUACAACCUGAAUCGAAGCGUACCAAAUGAGAAACGAUUGAUACCAAAUUCCAUUCAAGACGAUUACUAUUGACGAUUGUCAGGCUAUGUAUUAGCGCGACAACGAUGA
Dufourea novaeangliae is the source of this 2226-nucleotide messenger RNA. RefSeq names its product phospholipase D3-like. The record is from RefSeq and is a predicted model, not a curated record. Gene Ontology annotation, molecular function: catalytic activity. NCBI's taxonomy places the organism in Eukaryota, Metazoa, Arthropoda, Insecta, Hymenoptera, Halictidae.